Molecule: messenger RNA, 11807 nt
Organism: Ailuropoda melanoleuca (giant panda)
Lineage: Eukaryota; Metazoa; Chordata; Mammalia; Carnivora; Ursidae
Gene: VCAN
Product: versican
Exons: 16
Coding region: 592-10803 (3403 amino acids)
Biological process (GO): positive regulation of neuroblast proliferation; skeletal system development; central nervous system development
Cellular component (GO): perineuronal net; synapse
Molecular function (GO): hyaluronic acid binding; calcium ion binding
Source: RefSeq, a predicted model, not a curated record
UCCCCAAGCCGAUUGGUACUUCUUGUCAGGAAGAAACGCCGAGAGGUGGGAGUGCCUGGGGAGGGAGGCAAGGCGGUCCCUACCGCAGGCGCGGGGAGCUGCCUUUCCGCCCCUCUGCCUGCUUUCCAAGCCUGGGCUCUUAGGAGUGGCUGAAGCUGCCGAGCGCUUCAGGAGUCUGUGAAUGAACCCUCCUCCUCUUCCUCCUCCUCCUCCUCGCUGAGUCUCCUCCUCGGUGCUGACGGUACAGUGAUAUAAUGAUGAUGGGUGUCACAACCCGCAUUUGAACUUGCAGGCGAGCUGCCCCGAGCCUUUCUGGGGAAGAACUCCAGGCGGGCGGGAGCAACAGCCGCGAACACUAGGUGCUGUGGACAGGCGCUGGGACCGGGAUCUGCGGCCAGCUCCGCAUCCUCCUGCAUCCUUCAGCACCGUCCCGCACCCUCCGCACCCUUCCCCAGGCCACCGAGCUUCCUAUGUGACCCGCCCCGGCAACACCGAGCCCAUUCGCGCAGCUCUGCGGUGAUUUUUUCCCCCCAAACUGCAAUAAGCCGCCUUUCAAGUGACUCUUCCUGUGAGAAUGCACCCAGGAGCAAUAUGGACAAGAUGUUAAUAAAUAUAAAGAGCAUCUUAUGGCUGUGCUCUAUCUUAAUAGCAACCCAUGCACUACAUAAAGUCAAAGUGGAAGAAAGCCCACCUCUUAAGGGUUCCCUCUCUGGAAAAGUCAACCUACCUUGUCAUUUUUCAACCAUGCCUACCUUACCACCCAGUUACAACGCCUCCAGUGAAUUUCUCAGAAUCAAAUGGUCUAAGAUUGAAUUGGACAAGAAUGGAAAAGAUCUGAAGGAGACUACCGUUCUUGUAGCCCAAAAUGGGAAUAUCAAGAUUGGUCAAGGCUAUAAAGGAAGAGUGUCUGUGCCUACACAUUCUGAGGUUGUGGGUGAUGCCUCACUCACCAUGGUCAAACUGCGCGCCAGUGACGCUGGACUCUACCGCUGCGAUGUCAUGUACGGGAUUGAAGACACACAAGACACGGUGUCAUUGGUGGUGGAUGGGGUUGUGUUUCACUACAGAGCGGCAACCAGCAGGUAUACUCUGAAUUUUGAGGCUGCACAGAAGGCUUGUUUGGAUAUUGGAGCAGUCAUAGCAACCCCAGAGCAGCUGUAUGCCGCCUAUGAAGAUGGAUUUGAGCAGUGUGACGCAGGCUGGCUGUCUGAUCAGACCGUCAGGUAUCCCAUCCGGAAUCCCCGAGUAGGCUGUUAUGGAGACAUGAUGGGGAAGGAAGGAGUCAGGACCUACGGAUUCCGUUCGCCUCAUGAAACUUACGACGUGUAUUGCUACGUGGACCACCUGGAUGGUGAUGUGUUCCAUAUCACUGCUCCUGAUAAAUUUACCUUUGAGGAGGCUGAAGAAGAGUGUGAAAACCAGGAUGCCCGGCUGGCGACAGUGGGGGAGCUCCAAGCAGCUUGGAGGAAUGGCUUUGACCAGUGCGAUUAUGGGUGGCUAUCUGACGCCAGCGUUCGCCACCCUGUGACUGUGGCCAGGGCCCAGUGUGGAGGUGGUUUACUUGGGGUGAGAACCCUGUAUCGUUUUGAGAACCAGACAGGCUUCCCUCCCCCUGAUAGCAGAUUUGAUGCCUACUGCUUUAAACCUAAACAGAAUAUAUCAGAGGCUACAACCAUCGAACUGAAUAUCCUUGCAGAAACUGCAUCAUCCAGUCUUUCUGAAGAACUACAAAUGGUAACCGACAGAACACCAGUCAUCCCUCUAAUCACCGAAUUGCCUAUCAUUACAACAAAGUCCCCUCCUGUGGGAAAUAUAGUCAAUUUUGAGCAGAAAACCACAGUUCAGGCUCAAGCUAUCACACACAGAUUAGCCACCGAAUCAUCCACACCUGCUGGGAGUACCAUGAAGCCUUGGGAUAUGGACUACUACUCACCUUCUGCUUUAGAACCACUUGGAAAGCCAGACAUACCUGAAAUUCAGAAAGAAGUACCCCAGAGUACAACUGUCUUCUCCCAUCAUGCUACCGAUUCAUGGGAUGGUGUCAGGGAAGACAAACGAAUCCAAGAAUCGGUUACACAAAUUGAACAAAUAGAAGUGGGUCCCUUGGUAACAUCUAUGGAAAUCUCAAGGCACAUUCCUUCAAAGGAAUUGUCCACAACUGAAACACCGUUUGUGUCUACAACAAUGACCCUGGAAUCCAAAACUGAAAAGAAAACAGUAAGCACUAUAUCUGAAUCUCUGACUACAAGCCACUAUGGAUUUACCUUGGGAGAAGAUGACAGUGAAGACAGAACAUUUACAGUUAGAUCUGCUCAGAGCACCUUGGUCUUUAGCAAAAUACCUGAAGUUGUUACAGUGUCAAAGACUUCAGAAGAUGCCGCUGCCACUCCACUAGAGGACAGGGAGCCAAUCUCAGCAUCAACAAUUCUUUCACCUGUAACUAUGCCUGACAGUGAUGGAUCAUCCACAGACAACUGGGAAGAGGAACAAACUAAUGGAAGGAUAACUGAAGAUUUUUUUGGCCAAUAUGUGUCCACCACACCUUUCCCAUCAUGGCAUCAUACGGAAGUAGAAUUGUUUCCUUAUUCUGGUGAUAAAAGAUUAGUUGAGGAAAUACCCACAGUUAUUUAUCCCUCUCCACAAACAGAAAUGGCACAAGGGAGAGAAAGAACAGAAACACUCAGUCCAGAGAUCAGAACAGAUACUUAUACUGAUGAUGAGAUACAGGAAAAGAUCACCAAAGAUCCAUUUAUAGGAAAAAUAGAGGAGGAAGUCUUCUCUGGAAUGAAGUUCUCUACAUCUUCGUCAGAGGAAAUUCAUCUUACAGAGUCUGCAGUGGAAAUGACCAAAUCUUUUGAUUCCCCAGCGAUGACAACAACAAAGCUCAGUGUAGUGCCAACAGAGGCAAGAGAUGUGGAGGAAGACUCUACAAAAACACCGGUUGAAUUAGAAACAGAUGGCUAUGAAGAUACUACAGAGGAUGGUGAGGGUAUCACAACAGUGCAUUUGAGCCACAGCACUUUAAAUGUGGAGGUGGUCACUGUAUCAAAAUGGGCAUGGGAUGAAGAUAAUACAACAGUGAAGCCGUUAGAGUCCACAGAAGAUGCAGGCCCUCCAAAAUUGCCCCCUGCCUUACUUACCACUACAGAAGUGAGUGGGAAGGAUAAAGAAAUCCCAAGUCACACUGAAGAUGAAGGAGAUGAAUUUACUCUUAUCCCAGGUAGUACUCAAAAGCCAUUAGAAGAGUUUACCGAGGAAGACACAACAGACCAUGGGAAAUUCACAGUUGGAUUUCAGCCAACUACGUCGAUUGGCAUUGCAGAAAAGCCGACUUUGAGAGAUUCUACAACUGAGGAGAGAGUUCCACCUAUCACAAGCGUGGAAGACCAAGUUGUUCAUGCAACCACAGAAGGAAGUGCUUUGGAUGAAGAAGAAAUGGAUGUCUCUAAGCCGGUAUCUACUGUCCGCCAAUUUGUAGACGCUUCAGACGUGGAAGGAUUGGUGUUUGGUAAUUAUAGUAGCACCGAAGAACCUACUGCUGACGUGGACAGCCCCCCUACUGUUCCUCUUUCUGUAAUUCCCAGGACAGGAUGGGGAGUGUUGGUACCUUCUGUUCCACCGGAAGGCGAAGUUCUAGGUGAACCCUCUCAAGACAUACAUGUCAUUGAUCAGACUCACCUCCAAGCAGCAGUUUCCCCUGAAACUGUAAGAACAACAACAGAAAUUACGCAGGGAACAGGUCAGGAAGAAUUCCCUUGGAAAGAACCGACCACAGAGAAACCAGUUCCUACUCUCAGUUCUACAGCUGCCACAGCCGAGGAGGCAGCAACACUUGUGCGUGAACAAGAGCGUGACGGGUCACCAUAUACAGUCUCUAAAGACAGGUUGGUGACAGCUUCAGAGAGAGUCCCAGUUGUUGAAACAACUCCAGUUGGAAAAAUUGAGCAUGGUUUGUCUUAUCCAGCUGGUGCUGUCACGGAGCACAAAGCAGAAACAGAUGAAGUGGUAACAUCAAGCACAGGGCCAAUGGUGUCUUUGAGUCCAGAGCCUGAAGAGAAAGAUGAGACAGAAAGUGCUAGUCCGGGGGAAUUUGUGUCUCCUUUCAGCACCCAUGUUCCCCAGCUUACAGAGGAAACCACUACUGAGAAAAGAGAGAAAACAUCCCUAGAUUAUUUUGAUGUAGGCUCAGGCUUAUUCGAAAAGCCCACAGCCACAGAACUCCCACAGUUGUCAACAAUUAAAGCCACUGUUCCAAGUGAUAUCACUGCUGCCUUCAGUUCAGUAGAAAGACUCCAUACAACCUCAGCAUCCAAGCCAUCCUCAGCAGCUACUGAGAAACCGCCUCUCAUUGACAGGGAGCCUGGAGAAGAAUCAACCAGUGACAUGGUCAUCAUCGGAGAGUCAACAUCUCGUGUUCCUCCCACUACCCUGGAGGAUGUUGUAGGGAAGGAAAUGGAAACUGAUAUUGACAGAGAGUAUUUCACAACUUCAAGUCCUCCCUCCACUACUCAGCCUGCAAGACCACCCACUGUGGAAGGCAAAGAGGCCAUCAGACCUCAGGCAAUUUCCACUCCAGAACCCCCAGCAGGGACAAAAUUCCACCCUGACAUUAAUGUUUUUAUUAUUGAGGUCAGAGAAAACAAGACAGGUCGAAUGAGUGAUUUGAGUGUAAGUGGUCAUCCAAUAGAUUCAGAAUCUAAAGAAGAUGAACCUUGUAGUGAAGAAACAGAUCCAGAGCACGAUCUAAUUGCUGAAAUUUUACCCGAGUUAAUUGAAAUAAAUCUGUACCACAGUGAAGAAGAUGAAGGGGAAGACGAAGAGUGUGCAAACGCCACUGACGUGACGACCACCCCAUCAGUGCAGUACAUUAAUGGGAAACAGCUGGUCACCACGGUGCCCAAGGACCCAGAAGCAGCAGAAGCUAGGCGUGGCCAGUUCGAGAGUGUUGCACCUUCUCAAAAUUUUUCAGACAGCAGUGAAAGUGAAACGCAUCCAUUUGUGAUAGCCGAGACCAGAUUGUCUACCGCCGUGCAGCCUAAUGAAUUGAAAGAAACAACUGAGUCGCUCGAACUUACGUGGAAGCCCGAGACUUACCCUGAAACACCCGAACACUUUUCAAGUGGUGAGCCUGAUGUUUUCCCUACAGUCCCGUUCCACGAGGGAGAAGCCACCGAGGGGCCAGAAUCGGUCACAGCGCGAGGGCCUGAACUUGAUAAUCUGGUCCAUGAACAUACUGAACCUGUACCUCUGUUUCCUGAAGAGUCUUCAGGAGAUGCUGCCAUUGACCAAGAAUCUCAAAAAACGAUCUUUUCAAGGGCUACUGAAGGAACAUUUGGUGAAGAGGAGGGGAAAAGUCCUUCUAUCACAUCUACUCCAAGUAUAGUUCCAAGUUCUGUGUCGGCAGAUGUUUCAGAGGAAGUACCGUUUGCCUUCACAGGAAACGCCCUCCCUGAUGGCCCAUUGUCCACUGUAGAAAGCUGGGUAGAAAUAACCCCCAGAGAAAGUGUAGAGCUCUCAGGGAGUCCUUCAGUUCCAUUUCCAGAAGGCUCUGGAGAAGCAGAAGAUAAAAAUAAAAUGUUCAGUGUGACAACUGAUUUAUCACAGAGAAAUACUACGGAUACACUGGUUACUUUAGACACCAGCAAGAUGGGGAUCACGGAAGGUCUUUUUGAUAUUCCUGCAACCACCUUUUAUUCCGUUUCUCAACAACCUUCUGCAGAGGUAGUGCCAACCAGAUUUGGAGGGGAAACAGCCACUUCUGAGUGGGUCUUCAGUACAUCUUUUGAGGAAGAGAAAAGGAAAGAUGAGGACGAGGGAACCCCAGGUACAGCGUCUACAGUUCAGGAAUAUUCAUCUACACAGAGAUCAGAUCAGUUGAUUGUCCCCUCUGAAUUAGCAAGCCCAAGUGAAGCUCCAUCUAGCCAUUCGGCAUCUGCUACGAGGAGCAGUGUUACAUCCUCCACAAAAACCACAGAGUCUGAAAAGGAAAUGACAAGUUCUACUCUUGUCUUUACAGAAACAAAUGUUUUAGACAGGCUGGGGGCACAGACUGCUAAGCCCAGCAGUAGCAGUCAACCUGGGGUUCAGGAGGGGCUGUCCACUGUUCCAGGUAGCCCUGCCUCUCUCUCCGUGGAGCCAGGCUCUGGAGAAGCUGCUGCUGACCCAGAAACAGCCACUGUUUCUUCAUUUUCAUUAAAUUUAGAGUCUGAAAUUCCAACCAAAAAGGAAGCAGCUGGCACUUUGUCUCCCCAUGUGGAAACUAUAUUCCCUUUUGAGCCAACAGGAUUAGUUUUGAGUACUGUAAUGGACAGGGAGGUUGCUGAAAGUAUAAGCCAAACAUCCAAAGAAAGCUUGAUUUCGGAGGUCUCAGGAGAACAUAAUCAUGGGCCAGGAAUAAAGGGCUUUUCUACAGAUUUUCCUUUGGAAGAAGAUUUCAGUGGUGACUUUAGAGAGUACUCAACAGUAACUUAUCCCGUAGCCAAAGAAGAAACAGUAAUGAUGGAAAGCUCUGGAGAUGCAGCAUUUAAGGAUACCCAGAUUUCAUCGUCUGUAAUACCUACUUCAGAUCACAGCAACCACAGAGCUGACUCGGAAGGACCCAGUAGCACCUCGGUCAGCACUUCUGCCUUCCCUUGGGAAGAGUUCACAGCGUCAGCUGAGGGCUCAGGUGAGCAGCUGGUCUCAGUAAGCAGCUCUGUGGACCAGGUGUUUCCCAGCGCUACGGGAAAUGUUUCUGGUACAGAUUCCCCAUUUAUUGAUCAAGGAUUGGGAGAAGAAGGUGCUAUUAAUGAAGCCGAUAAAGGGACCACCAUUUUACCAACAGCAGAAGCUGAAGGUACUGAAGCCACAACAGAAAAGGGGGAAGUGACAGUCAAUGGCACAGUUUCAGUGACCUUUCCUCAGACUAUGGAGCCAGCCAAAUUAUGGUCCAUGCAAGAAGUCAACCCUGUAAGGCAAGGAAUUGAAAGUGAGACAGCAUCAGAGGAAAAGUUUCAAGAACCAAAAUCUUUUGAAUUCCCUCAAAGCUCUGUUGCACCAGAACAAACAAUUUUCGAUUCACAAACAUUUACUGAAACUGGACUCCGAGCCACAGAUUAUUCUAUGCUAACAGUGAAGACAACUGACAGUACUGGUGAGGAAAUGGAGAAGGAAGACAUUUUCUUCGCUGAUGUGUCUACUCCAGAUCCAGAGGCAAAGGGCUUGAAACCCUAUACUGCUCUCCCUGAAGUCGCUGAAAAAUCCCAUUUUUUCUUAGCUACUACCUCAGUGACUGAAUCUGUAUCCGCUGAGAGUGUAGUUACGGAUUCUCCAAUCCAAAAGGAGGAAACUAUAAAACCUCUUCCCAAAGUUGUGAGGCCAACAAUGAAAGAGUCAGAUACCGAUCUUUUAUUCUCUGGACUGGGAUCAGGAGAAGAAGUUUUGGCUACUAUAGCGUCAGUGAAUUUUACUGAAACAGAACAAAUCAUUACCACAUUCCCUCCCCAGGCUUCUCAGAUGGAGAAUUUAGAAACCAGCCUCAUAAGCGAUACAACCGAAGACUAUGAGGAAAUGGAAAAUGUAGCAAAUGAAGUUAGACCACCCAUUUCCAAAACAGACAGCCUCUCUGAAGGUAGUGAGACAGCGUCCAGCACAACCUUACUAGAAAUUUUAAGUGACAGCAGAACCGAAGGACCUUCUGUGGCACUUCUCACUUUCUCCACUGAUACCGAACAUCCUCAAAAUCAGACCCACGGUCGGGCAGAAGAAAUCCAGACUAGUAGACCACAACCAAUGACUGAACAAGUCUCUAACGAGAAUUCAACAGCAGAGACAAAAGAAAGAGCAACCCCUCCCUCUGAUUUUCUGGCUAGAACUUAUGGUCUUGAAAUGGCUACAGGAUUUGUUACAUCAGCACCAAAACCAUCUGACUUGCUUUAUGAACAUUCUGGAGAGGGAUCUGGGGAAUUGGAUAUGGUUGAUUUAGUCCACAUUUCUGGAACCACUCAAGCAACCAGGCAAGGAAGCACUACAUUUGUUUCUGAUAGAUCCCUGGAAAAACAUCCUGAGGUUCCAAGUGCUAAAGCUGUUACUGUUGAUGGCUUCCCAACAGUUUCAAUGUUGCUGCCUCUUCAUUUAGAGCAGAAUGAAAGCUCCUCCGAUCCAACUAGCACACUGUCAAGUACAGUGUCAUAUGAGAGGUCCACAGAAGAUGCUGCAGAUAGUCUCCAAGACCAUCUCAGAGGAUUUGAGGAUUCCACUGUAAAACCUAACAGAAGAAAAACCACUGAAAACAUCAUUAUAGACCUGGACAAAGAUGACAAGGAUUUAAUAUUAACAAUUACAGAGAGUCCCAUCCUUGAAAUUCUACCCGAGCUGACAUCAGAUAAAAACACUAUCAUAGAUAUUGAUCACACUAAACCUAUAUAUGUAGACAUCCUUGGAGUGCAAACGGACAUAGAUCCAGAGGUACUGUCAGGACCACAUGGCAGUAGUGAAGAAAGUGCUCAAGUUCAAGAGAAGUAUGAGGCAGCUGUUAACCUUUCUUUAACCGAAGAAAACUUUGAGGGCUCUGGUGACCCUCUUCUGGCUAACUACACUCAGACAACACGUAAUGAAUCGAUGCUUUCCAAAGACAGAAGCCACUUAGAUCCCAUGGGCUUUACCUUCACAACUGGGCUCCCUGCUCCUAGCAUAGAAACAGAAGUAGAUAUUUUGCUUCCCACAGUGACAUCCCUGCCCCUUCCUGGUACAUCUGCCACAGUUAAUCCAGAGAUUGAAGAACCAAAAAUUAAAGCAAAAGCCCUGGAUGACAUCUUUGAAUCAAGUACUUUGUCUGAUGGUCAAGCUAUUGCAGACCAAAGUGAAGUAAUAUCAACAUUGGGCCAUUUGGAGACACGGGAUGAGUACGAAGAAAAGAAACAUGUAGGUCCUUCUUUUCAGCCAGAAUUCUCAUCAGGAGCCGAGGAGGCAUUGAUCGAUCCUACAUCCUACGUAAGUAUUGGUACUAUGCACCUUAUGGCUCAGAGUUUAACAGAGACACCUAACGUGAUAGAAGGAUCCCAUCCCUCCGAUUACACUGAUACAACAUCAGCAGUCUCAGCUUUCGCAAAGUUGUCCUCUCAGACACCAUCAUCUCCAGUCACUGUCUACUUAGGCAGUGGAGCCUCUGAACAUACGGAGGGACCCCCAGCAAGUGCUCUGCCUGGUACAGAUGCUGGCACAUCUCAGAGCUCUCCAGGAAAACUUGCAGAUGUUGAAGUGACUUUCACAUCGUCGAGUGAAGAGCUCUUUCACAUCACCGAGUCUCCAUCCUUAUCUUCUGGCACUGGGUUAGAACCUUCAGAAGAUGAAAGUCAUCCUGAGUUAUUAGAACACAUGGAAGCUUCUCCCACAGAACUGACUGCCGAAGAAGGAAGUGAGAUUCUCCAAGAUUCCCAAACCCAAACCAAUAUUCCACUUUCAGGAGAAACAAUGAAGAGCAACAUUAAAACCCCUGAGCCUGGAACUGUGGUCACAACUGCAGGUGAAAUUAAGUUAGAAGGUGCUACACUGUGGCCACAUUCCACUUCUGCUUCUGCAAUUUAUGGAGUUGAGGCAGAUGUCGUGCCUCAGCCCAGCCCGCAGACUUCUGAGAGGCCCACCGUUCCUUCCUCUCUCAAAAUAAACCCUGAAACACAAGCAGCUUUGAUCAGAGGGGAGGAUUACACGGUAGCAGCAUCAGAACAGCAAGUAUCGGCGAGAAUUCUUGAUCCCAAUAAUCAGGCAACAGUAAGCAUUGCAGAGUUAAAUACUGAGCUUGCAACACCAUCAUUUUCCCUUCUGGAAACUUCUAAUGAAACCGGUUUCCUGAUUGGCAUUAAUGAAGAGUCAGUGGAAGGCACAGCAGUCUAUUUACCAGGACCUGAUCGUUGCAAAACGAACCCGUGCCUUAAUGGAGGCACCUGUUAUCCUACUGAAACUUCCUACGUAUGUACCUGUGUGCCGGGAUUCAGUGGCGACCAGUGUGAACUUGAUUUUGAUGAAUGUCACUCUAAUCCCUGUCGCAAUGGAGCCACAUGCGUUGACGGUUUUAAUACAUUCAGGUGCCUCUGCCUUCCGAGCUAUGUUGGUGCACUUUGUGAACAAGACACAGAGACGUGUGACUACGGCUGGCACAAAUUCCAAGGGCAGUGCUACAAAUACUUCGCCCAUCGGCGCACGUGGGACGCAGCUGAACGGGAAUGCCGUCUGCAGGGCGCGCAUCUCACAAGCAUCCUGUCUCAUGAAGAACAGAUGUUUGUGAACCGUGUGGGCCAUGAUUAUCAGUGGAUAGGCCUCAAUGACAAGAUGUUUGAACAUGACUUCCGUUGGACUGAUGGCAGCACACUGCAAUAUGAGAACUGGAGGCCCAACCAGCCAGACAGCUUCUUUUCUGCUGGAGAAGAUUGUGUUGUAAUCAUUUGGCAUGAGAAUGGCCAAUGGAAUGAUGUUCCCUGCAAUUAUCAUCUCACCUAUACCUGCAAGAAAGGAACAGUUGCUUGCGGCCAGCCUCCUGUUGUAGAAAAUGCCAAGACCUUUGGAAAGAUGAAACCUCGUUAUGAAAUCAACUCCCUGAUUAGAUAUCACUGCAAAGAUGGUUUCAUUCAACGCCACCUUCCAACUAUCCGUUGCCUAGGAAAUGGAAGAUGGGCUAUGCCUAAAAUUACCUGCAUGAACCCGUCUGCAUACCAAAGGACUUACUCUAAGAAAUACUUUAAAAAUUCCUCAUCAGCAAAGGACACUUCAAUAAAUACGUCAAAACAUGAUCACCGUUGGAGCCGGAGGUGGCAGGAGUCCAGGCGCUGAUCCCUAAAAUGGCGAACAUGUGUUUUCAUCAUUUCAGCCAAAGUCCUAACUUCCUGUGCCUUUCCUAUCACCUUGAGAAGUAUUAUCAGUUGGUUUGGAUUUUUGGACCACCGUCCAGUCAUUUGGGGUUGCUGUGCUCCCAAAACGUUUUAAAUGAAAGUAUUGGCAUUCAAAAAGAAAGCUAACAAAAUGAAAGAAAAUGAGGGCAGAAAGUAACCGUUUCCAGCCUAUCUAAUUUCUUUAGUUUUCUAUUUGCCUCCAGUGCAGACCAUUUUAUAAUGUAUACCAGCCUACUGUACUAUUUAAAAAGCUCCAUUUCAGCACCAAUGGCAAUGUAAAUAAGAUGAUUUAAUGUUGAUUUUAAUCCUGUAUAUAAAAUAAAAAGUCACACAGAGUUUGGGCAUAUUUAAUGAUGAUUAUGGAGCCUCAGAGGUCUUUAAUCAUUGGUUCGGCUGCUUUUUGUAGUUUGUUUAGGCUGGAAAUGGUUUCACUUGCCCUUUGUCAGCAAGACUGAGGACGGCUUUUCCUGGACAACUAACAAACACAAGGUCUUGUAGGUCACGGCGCCAUGUCAGCCAUAAGUGCCGUUUGCUUCCAUGUGACGCUGAGCCUGGCUGACAGGAUCCCCACAGAACUAGGGACUGCACCGUGGAACUCUUCUUUGCUGCAUUCCUUUUUCUUCACUUACAAGAAAGGCCUGAAUGGAGGACUUUUCUAGGACCAGGAGCAUUUUUUAGGGGUCAAAGUGCUAAUUAUUAACUCAACCAGGUCUCCUUUUUAAUGGCUUUCAUAACACUAACUUGCAAGGUUUCAGAUCAACACAUUUCAAAUGGAUAUAGACCUAAGGGUUCUGGAGGGUGGGGGAUGGUUAAAACAACAACACACAUUCAAAGAAAGAAAUUUUGUAUAUAUAACCAUUUUAAUCUUUUAUAAAGUUUUGAAUGUUCAUGUAUGAAUGCUGCAGUUGUGAAGCAUACAUAAAUAAAUGAAGUAAGCCAUACUGA